Molecule: messenger RNA, 1287 nt
Organism: Zingiber officinale
Lineage: Eukaryota; Viridiplantae; Streptophyta; Magnoliopsida; Zingiberales; Zingiberaceae
Product: zinc finger MYM-type protein 1-like
Exons: 4
Coding region: 1-1287 (428 amino acids)
Source: RefSeq, a predicted model, not a curated record
AUGACUAAUUGGAGAAAAGCAAUGGAAGUAUUUAAUACGCAUGUUGGUGGUGUAGCUAGUGCUCACAAUGAUGCAAGAACACAACUUGAGGCUUUUCAAAAUCAACGACAAAGUGUGUCACAUUUGCUACAAGCACGGGGGCGUGGAAUGGAGGUUGCAUAUCGCCCUCGAUUAACGACAACUUUAGAUGUUACACGCUUUCUUUUGAAACAAGGUUUGCCUUUCCGUGGACAUGACGAGUCAUUGAGUUCCUCAAACAAAGGUAACUUUCUUGAAUUGAUUGAGUGGUAUACCCAAAGAAAUGAUGAGGUUGCCAAGACCAUGAAUGAAAAUGCCCCUGGAAACAAUCAAAUGGAGUCUCCAACAGUUCAAAAGGAUUUAACACGGUCUUGUGCUGCUGAAGUCACAAAUGUCAUUCUUAAUGAUAUAGAAGACAAUAUAUUUUCUCUUAUGAUUGAUGAGUGUCGAGAUAUUUCAGUCAAAGAACAAAUUAGAGUUGUUUUAAGAUACGUGAACAAACAUGGAUGUGUUAUUGAAAGAUUUCUUGCUAUUGUACAUGUGUCUGACACUUCUGCUAUUUCUUUGAAGAAGACUAUUGAUGAAUUGUUUGCAAAAUAUAAGUUGUCAUUAUCAAGAUUGAGAGGUCAAGGAUACGAUGGAGCUUUAAAUAUGCGAGGUGAGUAUAAUGGAUUGAAGGCUCUUAUAUUGAAGGACAAUUCAUCUGCAAGGUAUGUCCAUUGUUUUGCUCACCAACUUCAACUAGUUGUUGUUGCAGUUGCUAAAAGCAAUCGAAUUGUGAGUGAUUUCUUCCAAUAUGUUACUAUGAUUGUGAAUAUUACUGGUGCUUCAUGCAAAAGAAAAGAUAAGUUUAAACAACUUGAACAUGAUAGACUUGUAGAAUGUCUUGAGAAAGGAGAUAUUGUUCUUGAUAUGAUAGUUCAAGAGAUGAAUAAUCGGUUUUCAAAAUCAGGUACGGAGGUACUUACUUGCAUUGCUUGCUUAGAUCCAAAGGACUCUUUUUCUCAAUUUGAUAUUGGUAAGCUACUUCACCUUGCUGAACUUUAUCCGGAGGACUUUUCAUUGACUGAUCGUGUAAUACUUGAGGACCAACUUGAGACUUACAUUCAAAAUGUACGAGCAUUAGUUUUACCAGUUGCAACUGUUUCUGUUGAAAGAGUUUUUUCUACGAUGAAAAUUAUCAAGACUGAUUUGCAUAAUAGAAUGGGGGAUGAGUGGAUGAAUGACAGUUUGGAAUCAGGAUUUGCAGCUGGGUUCAAGGGCCUUUGA